This is a messenger RNA of Electrophorus electricus (electric eel), 3514 nucleotides long. It is a transcript of the gene ift54, whose product is annotated as TNF receptor-associated factor 3 interacting protein 1. Gene Ontology annotation, molecular function: microtubule binding. The record is from RefSeq and is a predicted model, not a curated record. Gene Ontology annotation, cellular component: ciliary basal body; intraciliary transport particle B; axoneme. Gene Ontology annotation, biological process: intraciliary transport; cilium assembly; regulation of microtubule cytoskeleton organization. Lineage: Eukaryota; Metazoa; Chordata; Actinopteri; Gymnotiformes; Gymnotidae.
UACUGAUAAAGCAACUAAACAGCUCAGUGACUGCAACUCUUACCAAUAUUGGAUUAUUACCAACCAUUACAAUUUCUAGAGAGAUAUAUUUGUGACAAGUAUUAAAGAAGAUUUUGUUAUGAACGCAUCCGUGGCUAAGAAAACCCAGGAAACUCUGGGGAAAGUAAUAAAGAAACCCCCUCUGACAGAAAAACUGCUCAGUAAACCGCCGUUCCGAUACCUGCACGAUAUACUGAGUGAGGUAAUUCGCACUACAGGCUUCAUGAAGGGCCUUUAUGGUGAAGCAGAGAUGAAGUCAGAAAAUGUAAAGGAUAAAGACUCAAAGAUUGCAUUCCUCCAAAAGGCCAUAGAUGUAGUGAUGCUGGUGAGUGGUGAGCCCCUGACUGCUAAACCUGCACGAAUCGUGGCUGGCCAUGAACCAGAGAAGACCAACGAGAUGCUCCAGGCCAUCGCCAAGUGUUGCCUCAACAAGGUGUCUAGUGAUGAAGCUGUGAGGCAGGUUUUAGCUGGGGACAAAGUGGAUGGGAAGGGGAAGGCGAGCACCUCCAGGUCCCAGGGCAAGGAGAACAGAGAGAGUCGAGAGCGCCUCCCAGACAGAGAGGAGAAGAGAGAGGUUAAAGAAAGUAGUAUGGGCACUGAGCAGAAAGGCCCAGAUCAUAAAGACCCUGAGGGCAGGAGGAUCGAGAAAGGCCAACAGGGAGACGGAGAGAGGUCAGAGAAGGCACGAGAGAAAGACCGGACCAAGGACCGAGAGCGGGACAAAGACAAGGCCAGAGACAGGGAGCGAGACCGGGACAAACAGCGAGACAGGAACAAAGGGAGAGAGCGUGAUAAAGAGAGAGAGAAAACCAAAGAGCGAGAUUUGCAUAAAGACAAAGAGCGUGAACUGGACAAAGAGAGAGAGCGCGAGAGGCGGAAAGAGCGGGAGCGGGAACGCCACAAAGAAACGGCAGAGAAGCCAAAGGAGAAAACGGACAGAAAGGCCCGAGCAACAGAGGAGGUCAGCAGACUGAGACCUCAUCUAGAGGAGUCCAGUAAACACCACAAAGCAAACCCAGCAGAGCCUGAAGGAGAUGAGCUAGAAGAGCCAGCAGAUGCUUCACAGAACCAGCCUGAGAGUCCUGCCAGAAUACCAAGGCCUUCAUCUGCAAAGGGGCAGCGACGUUGGCCCAAAACAGGAGCCCAAGAUGAAUCAGAUAGUGAUGGAGCUGCGGAUAACCCUUCAGUGGAUAAGCAUGUCCAACUCGAAAAUGGAGAUGCUUCAGACAUCUGGCCAUCCCAUGCAUCCCACAGCAGCAGAAGGCUAGCACGGCCCAGCAGCGCGAGGCCAGCUCCUCCUCGGCUGAAGAGGCAGGAGAGUCACACUGACGGAGGACCAGGGGAGAGGCUGGGCAGUGCCAAAGUUCCUUCUGCUGUCAUAGUGGAGGGUAAGAAGCUCUCUGAGGAUGAGGAAGACGAAGACGGGCAGUUUGUAGUGGAGGAGGCCGCCCCACCUCCAACUGACAUGUCCGAGCUGGAGAUGGAACCCUCAGUCGACCUACAUGGUGAUGAGAAGCAUGGUGGACUCGUAAAAAAAAUCCUAGAAACCAAGAAGAACUUUGAAUCACCCUUGUCUCUAAAUUCAAAAGAUCAGGAUCGGCCUCCGCUGGUGGAGGCAGCCCGGAGGAAGGACCGUGAGCUGGUGGCCAGGGAGAUUGAGCGCCUGCGCGCAUCCAUUCAGACAGUGUGCCGUAGUGCUCUGCCCCUGGGCAAGAUCAUGGACUACAUCCAGGAGGAUAUGGACUCCAUGCAGAAUGAGCUGCAUGCCUGGAGGCGGGAGAACAAAGAGCAUGCACAGGCCCUGCUGCAUGAGCAGAGGAUCACAGACACUGCAGUGGAGCCUCUGAAGGUGGAGCUAGCUGAACUGGACCAACUUAUCAAAGACCAGCAGGACAAGAUUUGUGCCGUCAAGUCAAACAUCAUCAAGAACGAGGAAAAGAUCCAUAAGAUGGUGUCCAGCAUGAACUUCUCCUCACAAACGUGAAUGAGGCAAUACGUAAAAUAAAGCCUGUAAUACUCAAUACAGGAGAGAGCACUCUUCCUCAGUCUCACAGAAGCUCUCUGGUGAUGGUUGUCUGAUUUACAUUUUUAGUGGGGGUUGGAUAAAUCCACAAUUUAAGGUGCCUUCUGUUCUUGAGUCUGGUCUGUUUUAACUGGGCUAAUCAGGAUUGUUGCUCUCCUUGAGAGAAAAAAAAUAGACAGAAAUAGACAUGCACUGUGUUGAUGCCCUGCAACAGUAGAUUCAUACAUUGUGCUUAAGCGAGAUUGGCCACCCCAAUAUUGAUGCAUACUAUUUUUUGAGAAAUUCUUGAUUCUCCUCCAUGUUCUCUAUAAAAAAGGCUACAUUAAUUGGCUUUGAUUUGAUGGCUUGCUUGUGAUUUACUAAAUUAAUUACUUAGCCAAACAUUGUGUCCUAGGCAAUAUGUCAGAUUACUUUGUGUACUGUCACUUGGUAUCUCUCCAAAGCUUUUCUUAAGCAAUAGGGCCCUGCUUUCUGGACAGAGCUUGUGUCUUGGUCUAAACCACACUGUCAGCGAGAGUGCUCCAUUAUAUCAUGUUUUCAGCUGUGCCCUGGGUUUACCUGGAGAACCAGCCCAGGAUGUCAGCAGGUAAGGGGUAUGCAUGCCAAAAGCUGGAGAUGCACUAGUCAAGCACCACUGCACUUUGAUCCAUGAGACUGUGACAGAAUUUUCCUGUACGUCGACGUGCAUGAGGAGGAACCAACAAGGCCUGUUAUGGUACAGUAUAAAAACAUUUUUUUUUUUAGACAAACUCAUUUUGUUAUAUUUUUAAGGUUACAAUGUCUGUUCUUUCAACUAUAACCACAUUUCAUUUGAAAAAAAAAAAAAACAGUAAACAAAAAACCUGUACAGUUUCAUUGUAGAAGCAAAAAAUAAAUAACCAAAAAUUGAAAAUUGUAAUUACUGCUCUUCAGACCCAGCCCAGCUGUAAGUGGAUUCUAAAUAAGGUUCACUAUCUGAUUCACCACGCUUUGUGCCCUCUAGAUUUAGCUGGUCAUGCACAAAGAUGUUCAAAAGUUGAUUUUUGUAUAUUCCACUCUAUUGUAGAAAACUACUGCAUGUGCGUUUAGAUAACAUUUCAAUUCUGACGAGACACAUUUUUCCAUAGUUCAAAACCCAAACUGUACAUGGAUGUUUCCUAAAGUUUUUAAAUUCAACCUGAAUAUAAUGGUUAUUGCAUAUUAACGAAUGUUUCAUAUCAGUAUUAUUUAGAAAUAUGGACAACAUGAAGAACAGUUGGAUAUCAAACUGCAAAAAUAAAAUGCAGUAAUGUUCAGGUAUCAAAUGCAUAGCGUUUCCUGUUUGUUUUUUAAAAGCAGACCAUUUACACUGUAAGCUAUUUUUAGCAUAUUCAUCUUUGCUGUAUAUUAUGUAUAUGUUAUUUGUAUCAUAGUUCACAAAAUGCUAUAGAUUUUGUAGUGGAGUGAAAUAAAUGGUUACAUUUAAGUAAAAUA